This is a messenger RNA of Capsicum annuum, 3076 nucleotides long. RefSeq names its product clathrin heavy chain 1. Gene Ontology annotation, molecular function: structural molecule activity; clathrin light chain binding. The transcript is spliced from 10 exons. Lineage: Eukaryota; Viridiplantae; Streptophyta; Magnoliopsida; Solanales; Solanaceae. The record is from RefSeq and is a predicted model, not a curated record. Bases 1335 to 1883 code for a protein of 182 amino acids. Gene Ontology annotation, cellular component: Golgi apparatus; plasmodesma; clathrin coat of coated pit. Gene Ontology annotation, biological process: receptor-mediated endocytosis; intracellular protein transport.
GAAAUAUAUUUAACAAACUGAUAAUAUCAUAUCCGUUUGUUGAACCCCUUGAAUCUUGAUUAUUUGUCUCCCAAUAAUCCAUUGCUCCACCACUUGCAUUCUUCCACAAUCUUCAGUGCGUUCACUAGGUCAUUAAGUCCGUUAUUUUUUUCGAGGGUAAAAUGUACACACUGAUUCUUUAAUGAGAAACACAUACGCUUCUUUAAGGUCCCUUUCUAGAUCAUUCUCUCCCUUUCCUUCCGCUUUCAGAUUGUGAGAGAACGCGAUGGCUCGAGCAAAGAAAUAGGCAAAGUAUUGGUCAUCUUCCUUAAAUCCAGUGUUACUACAUCUGAAGCAAUCAAGAUGAGAGCCAUGAUUUGAGGAUGAAGAAUUUCAUUUCACUAUUAGUUCAAUUUUUAGUUUAUGGGCUGAUGAUAGUACUUGAAAAUAUAUUCUUUGUUUCCAUCAUCCAUCAAUUUUUUGAAUUUUCCAUUUUCUGUUUCUAAUUCUCUCUGUGAAUUUAUGUGUGUGUGUGUGUCUAUAUAUAUAUAUAUUUAUUUAUUCUUCUUUCUCAUGCUUUGUUAAUUGUUAUAUGUUAUAGUAGUUGAAAAAUUAAUGAUUAUGAGAUUUCUACUUGCAAUUUGUACACAUUCACUCAUCCUUGGUUUUCGAUUUCAAUUGAAAUUGAAGUUUGUGUUGAUAGUUCAAACUGCACAUAUGAAGCUUUUAGCAAGAUAAGUAAUAAUAAUUAUGACAUGGAUUAAGGAGUUUGAUUAGGUUUGACUUUGCUAUGUGUCGUGAUCUCCUCCUUCUGGAUGACACACUAUUUGAUUGGAGUGAGGGAAAAAUUAGGAGCUAAAUGGUGUCCAUUCUUUAUUUUACAGAGGAAGUUGGCUAUUGAAGAAGUUAUCAGAUGUUGCAUUUUAGUUCCUUUUUCUCAUAACACUUUUUUUUACUCGAGUGUUGUUAACCUGAUGCUAAUGGUUGAUGCAUGUUUUAGCUUAUCUAGGACGUGUAGUUUCUACUAUGUUCAUUAUAUUUUCACAAUAGUGGAACUUAUCAGUGUCGCUGCUACAUGUCAACUAUUAUAUUGCUUGCUGAAUUCUCCCUCCUACUGACAUCCUGGUCUAUGUUUUUGGAAUUCUGAUUUGAACCAGCACUUUGUAGUUUGGCUUAGUCAAUUUAACUCGUCUAUUCGAUUUCUAGCACGAAUGAAUGGAUUAUUAUUUUCAUCAAACAAUUUGUUAAUUUAAGAGUUGCAGUGGAUACAGGGGAAAUUUGUUUUAAGUGGGUUAGAAAAAUGUUAAUCAUGUAAAACUGCCCUUCCACACCUUAUUUAUUUAUUUUUUGUAAAAAUGGAAAAACCACUCCUCCUCUGCUUCUUGAUGAUGACACGAUGCAAUCAUUUCUUAUCUCUUGAAGCUCAAGUUCCUGGAACCAGUCAAGAUCACUUGCAGAUUUUCAAUAUUGAGGCAAAGCAGAAAAUGAAAUCAUAUCAGAUGCCUGAGCAGAUGUUAGCUCUUGUUACUCAAACGUCAGUCUAUCAUUGGCCAACUGAAGGGGAUUCUGAGCCUAUAAAAAUGUUCGAUAGAACAGCCAAUUUAGCCAACAACCAAAUAAUUAACUACCGAUGUGAUCCUUCUGAGAAAUGGUUGGUUUUGAUUGGUAUUGCCCCAGUUUCAGCAGAGAGACCUCAGCUGGUCAAAGGAAACAUGCAGUUAUAUUCAGUGGAUCAGCAACACAGUCAAGCUCUCGAGGCACAUGCUGCAGCAUUUGCCUCAUUCAGGGGAAGAAGCCGUCUUUUACGAAGAAACAAGCCGAUCUCUUCUUUCCUCCAUAUUUUGCUGAUGAUUUCCCAGUUGCAAUGCAGAUUUACUUUGUAUUGGAUGGCUAAACAGUGGUGAUCUAUCAAGGGACAAAUGGAACCACUCCUAUUUCCGAGGUUAAAAAGUACUUCAAGGAGCUCGGAGAGACAACUGAUGUUAAAUACGUUGAUCCCACUUACAUGAUCCGUGCAAAUGCUUCAUAUGGUAUUCUGUGCACGGUACUUGGGCUAAAUGUUGUUCACGGUGCAUUUGCUGGAUGUAGUGGUAUCACAGUGGGUAUAUGCAACACUCAUUAUGUCUACUUUCCAAUUCCAGAAGUCAUCCUUUUAGAAGGACAGCAAAGCAGAAAUUGUUCUCCCUGUCGUUGUCCACCAUGACCUAAGUUUUGGCAAUCUGCUAUCUGGAAUCGAAUCACCGCCUGCUCCAUUUUCCAUCUGGAAAACCCAGCAUCAUAUCUCCGUUGAUGCCGCCAUCAAUUGCUUUGGGUCUUGCUAACACCUACUUAUCUAGCAAUAGUAAUGGAGUAUGCGGCGGGAGGAGAACUCUUUGCGAGGAUCUGUAAUGCUGGAAGAUUUAACGAAGAUGAGGAGCUCGCCUGAAGAACAGAGUGAAGAAAAAGUAAGUCCAGAAGCCUGCCCGAAGAACAGGGUAAAGAAAAGUAAGUCCAGGAGCCCGCUUGGAGAACAGGGUGAAGAAAAAAGUAAGUCCAGGAGCCCGCCUAAAGAGCAGAGUGAAGAAAAAGUAAGUCUAGGAGCCUGCCUGAAGAGCAGGGUGAAUAAAAAGUAAAUCCAGGAGCCCGCCUAAAGAACAGAGUAAAGAAAAAAGUAAGUCCAGGAGCCCGCCUGAAAAACAGGUGAAGAAAAAGAAAGUCCAGGAGCCCGCUUGAAAAACAGGUGAAGAAAAAGAAAGUCCAGGAGCCCGCCUGAAAAACAGGGUAAAGUAAAAGAAAGUCCAGGAGCCCGCCUGAAGAACAAAAUGAAGAAAAAAGUAGGUCCAGGAGUCCGCCUGAAGAACAGGGUGAAGGAAAAAACAAGCCAGGAGCCCGCCUGAAGACCAAGGUGAAGAAAUAGCAAAUCAGGAGCCCGCCUGAAGAAUAGGGUGAACAUUAUCAGUUGCAAGUCAGGUGACCGUCUGAAGAAUAUGGUGAAUUUUUAAGUUCAAGUCAUGAAGAUUCAAAUUAAAAUUCCAUAGCAAUUACAUUUUGUAUUUGUAUUUUUCAUUUUUGAUUUUGUUAGUCAUUUGAAUUUAAAAAGCAAUAGUCGUUAACCGAA